AUGGACACCACGGCGAUUCGAGGCCUCCUCGCGGCCAGUUUGGACCCCGAUGCCGACACGAGAAGGAGGGCUGAGAUUCAGCUCAAGCAGGCCAGGAAAGACGGAGACGGAGACGGAGACGUCGUCUUCCCCUUCGUCUCUCGACCCCCCUCCCCCACGAAAUGGCCCCCCUACCGCUCCGAGCCGAUCCGCACCGCAUCGCACGCACGCACGCACGCAUAUCACACACAUUCGACAUGGACGCACACGCACGUCAGCUGUCUGUCGACCACCGUUGCUGCGAAGCGAAGCGAGGCCAACCCGAUCGAAGAGCACCCGGGGUUUAUGGACGUUCUCCUCGAGGUCCUUCAGAACGAGCAGGAUAACAGCGUAAGGCUAUCAACCGUUAUUUACAUUAAGAACCGUGUGAACCGGGGAUGGGAGAAGUCGGAGCACAGCCCGAACGAGACACAGAUCGCCGAAGAUGAGAAGGCGCGCUUCCGCGAUCGCCUGCUGCCCAUCAUGGCCGCCUCCCAGGGGCUGGUCCGGCAGCAGCUGAUCCCCGUCCUCCAGCGCAUCCUGCACUUCGACUUCCCCGAGAAGUGGCCCAACUUCAUGGACUACACCAUGCAGCUCCUCAACACGAACGACGCCCCCUCGGUCCUGGCUGGCCUGCAAUGCCUGCUUGCCAUCUGCCGCGCCUACAGAUUCAAGUCCUCGGACGGCGACAACAGAGUCCACUUCGACAAGAUCAUCGAGGCCAGCUUCCCCAGACUGCUGGCUAUCUGCAAUGAGCUGGUCGCUCAGGAGAGCGACGAGGCCGGUGAGAUGCUUCACUUGGCCCUCAAGGCCUACAAGCACGCGACCUGGCUCGAGCUUUCUGCCUUCCUGCGCGAGCAGCAGACCAACUUUGGCUGGUGCACCGUUUUCCUCCAGACCGUUUCCAAGACUAUCCCGGCCAGCGCCAUGGUCGACGACUCAUACGAGCGUGAAAAGCACCACUGGUGGAAGGCCAAGAAGUGGGCAUACUUCAACCUCAACCGCCUGUUCAUUAGACACGGCAACACACAGUCUGUCGCCAACACCAAAGACGAUGACGCCGUUCGCUUCGCCAAGGAGUUCUCCGCUACGAUUGCCCCCGAGAUUCUUAAGCAUUAUCUGGCCGAAAUCGAGAAGUGGGUUGCGAAGACGGCAUGGUUGAGCAGACCCUGCUUGUCAUACACCCUCGUCUUCCUUGACGAGUCGGUGCGCCCCAAGGAGAUGUGGAACCACCUGAAGCCCAACCUGCAGAACCUGGUGACACAUUUCGUGUUCCCCGUUCUGUGCCUCUCCAAGGAGGAUAUCGAGAAGUUCGAGGACGAGCCCGAUGAAUACCUCCACAGGAAACUCAACUUUUACGAAGAGGCCUCGGCACCCGAUGUGGCAGCUACCAACUUCCUCGUCGGCUUGACGAAAAACAGGAGAAAGCAGACUUUCGAGAUCCUCAAGUUCGUCAAUGCUGUCGUCAACGAGUAUGAGCAGGCGCCUGAGGACAAGAAGAACCACAUCGCCAAGGAGGGUGCUCUGAGGAUGAUCGGUACUUUGGCCCCCGUCAUCCUGGGCAAGAAGAGCCCUAUCGCCGACCAGGUCGAGUACUUCCUCGUCCGCUACGUUUUCCCCGACUUCACCAGUCGCCAGGGCUACCUCCGUGCCCGCGCUUGCGACACCAUCGAGAAGUUCGAGCAGCUCAACUUCCAGGACCAGAACAACCUCCUUACCAUUUACCGCCACAUUCUCGACUGCAUGGCCGAUGUUGAUCUUCCCGUCCGUGUUACCGCCGCCUUGGCUCUUCAGCCCCUUAUUCGUCACGAUAUCAUCCGCACCAGCAUGCAGCAGAGCAUUCCCACCAUCAUGCAGCAGCUGCUCAAGCUCGCCAACGAGGCCGACAUCGACGCUCUCGCCAACGUCAUGGAGGACUUCGUCGAGGUUUUCGCUACCGAGCUGACGCCUUUCGCCGUUGCUCUUAGCGAGCAGCUGAGAGACACCUACCUCCGCAUUGUCCGUGAGGUUCUCGACAAGAACAAGGACAAUGGUGACGAUGAGUACGGCGACUACCUCGAUGAGAAGAGCAUUACUGCGCUUGGUGUUUUGCAGACCAUCGGUACUCUUAUUCUUACGUUGGAGAGCACUCCUGAUGUGUUGCUGCACAUUGAGGCUGUUCUCAUGCCCGUCAUCCAGGUUACUCUUGAGAACAAGCUGUACGACUUGUACAACGAGGUGUUUGAGAUCAUUGACAGCUGUACAUUUGCCGCCAAGGGUAUCUCCCCCACCAUGUGGCAAGCAUUUGAGCUCAUCCACGCCACCUUCAAGGCUGGCGCAGAGCUCUACCUGGAAGACAUGCUGCCUGCCCUCGACAACUUUGUUCAAUAUGGUGCUGGUCAGCUGGUGCAGAAGCCUGAGUACAUUCAGGCUCUCUUCUCCAUGAUCGCUGAUAUGUUCAACGACAACAAGGUUGGCGGUGUCGAUCGUAUCUGCGCCUGCAAGUUGGCCGAAGCCAUGAUGCUGAACCUCCGCGGUCACAUCGACAACUACGUAUUGGAAUUCAUCAAGUUCGCCAUGACCAUUCUCAGCGCCCAGGAUGUCAAGGUCAAGGCCUACAAGAUUCACCUCAUGGAGCUUGUUAUCAACUCCAUCCACUACAACCCCGUCCUUACUCUUCACAUCCUCGAGACCCAAGGAUGGACGAACAGAUUCUUCAGCCUCUGGUUCGGCAACAUGAACAACUUCACUAGAGUCCACGACAAGAAGCUUUGCAUUGUCGCGAUCUCUGCUCUGCUCGGCCUCAAGGCUGACCAGGUUCCCCAGAGCGUGUCUGUUGGAUGGCCACGCUUGCUCCAGGGCAUCACUGAGCUCUUCAAGACUCUGCCCGCUGCCAUGAAGAACCGGGAGGAGGCUCUUCGUGACGACUACCACCUCGAGGCCGGCAACUACGACUACGGCGAGGAGGACGAGUGGGCUGAGGACGAGGCAAACUGGAACGUCGAGGAUGAGCCUGAAGAGGAGGAGCCUACCGAGGCUCGUGAUGAGAGUACAGCUUACCUUGAGUUCCUCAACGAAGAGGCCCAGAAGUUCAGCCGAGGUGUCGAGGAUAUCGAGUCCGAAGAUGACUUGGGCGAGGACAGCGUCCUGCUGGAAUCACCCCUUGACAAGGUCGACCCUUACCUGCUGUUCAGCGCUACCCUGAUGAAGAUGGAGGAGGAGCAACCCCAGUUCUACCAGUCUUUGGCCUCUCACCUGUCCGCCGAGGACCAGGCCGCCCUCCAAGGCGUCAUGCAGAAGGCUACCGAGAAUGCCCAGGCCGCCCAGCUGGCCCUUGCUCAACAACAAGGUGCUGGCCCCGUUAACGGCGGUGCCAGCUAA
Colletotrichum karsti is the source of this 3378-nucleotide messenger RNA. Its product is annotated as nonsense-mediated mrna decay protein. The coding region runs from base 1 to 3378 and encodes 1125 amino acids. Gene Ontology annotation, molecular function: small GTPase binding. The record is from RefSeq and is a predicted model, not a curated record. The transcript has 8 exons. Gene Ontology annotation, cellular component: cytosol; nuclear envelope. NCBI's taxonomy places the organism in Eukaryota, Fungi, Ascomycota, Sordariomycetes, Glomerellales, Glomerellaceae. Gene Ontology annotation, biological process: protein import into nucleus.